This is a messenger RNA of Olea europaea var. sylvestris, 1769 nucleotides long. RefSeq lists its product as uncharacterized. The coding region runs from base 38 to 1534 and encodes 498 amino acids. Lineage: Eukaryota; Viridiplantae; Streptophyta; Magnoliopsida; Lamiales; Oleaceae. The record is from RefSeq and is a predicted model, not a curated record. The transcript is spliced from 5 exons.
GAAAAUUGCAUUGAAGAAACAAACAUUCGAAGCCAAAAUGGUCGAGGGAAUUGCAUUUUGGAAUGAGAAUUGUGUAGAAUUCUCCACUGAAGAAUUCCAAAAUUAUCCUCUGGUAGACUUUGUAAAUCAAGAAAAUGAUGAAGAAGACUCUGGAAUUCUGGGUUUUGAACAAUGCUCCAUUUCCAAGAGAAUGAGGCUUUCACCUGAAUUUACUCCGCAGGAAGGAGAUGUAGAUUCAUGUGAAGAUUCAAGUCCUCUUGGUUUGAAACUGCGCAAGACGCCAUCUUUUAUGAAUUUGUUGGAGAUGAAGUUAUCCCAAUGGAGGAAAGAAGAUUGUUCAUCAGAGAGCAAUCCCAGAUUGGGACAACAUAGUCCUAAAACAAAAUGUUCGGAGAAAUUAAAGGCUACGAACUUCCCUGCAAUUUUACUUAGAAUUGGAAAUUGGCAGUGGAUUUCUGAGCAUGAAGGCGAUUUGACAGCCAAGUUAUACUAUGCAAAACACAAAAUGGUCUGGGAAGUGUUGGGUGGGGCACUGAAGAGCAAGAUUGAGAUACAAUGGUCUGAUAUUACUGCAAUUAGAGCCAUUAUCCGUGAUAACGUAUCAGGAAUUCUCCAGAUUGAGUUGAACAAACCACCUUUGUUCUUCGGAGAAACCAAUCCCCAACCGCGCAAGCAUACUCUUUGGCACCAAACAUUGGAUUUUACCGGUGGUCAAGCUUCCAUUUUCAGGAGACAUUAUGUGAGUUUUGCUCCGGGGAUGCUCGAUAAACACUACGAGAAGCUUUUGCAAUGUGAUCAACGAUUAUUCUCAUUAAGCCAGAAGCCCUUCCCUAGCCAGGAGUCCCCAUAUUUUGACUCGGUUGUCUAUGGAUGUUCACAAUCUUUUUUCACUUUGAAUGGAUAUCAAUCAGAAUUUGAUCCUAGAAUGCAGUAUUCUCAUCAAACACAUCGUGCUCCUUCCAUCACUGGCAAGAUUGAGGAUUUUGAAAUAAUGACAAGGUCACCUAUAAAACUAAUUUCUUCGGAUGAAAAAGCAAGAAACUAUAGAUUUCUGAAUGAAAGACAAAGAGUUUGCAAUGAAGGAGAAAAUGUUGCUUGGGAUGAAUCACAAGCCAAUUAUGUUUUUAGUCCACUGAAUUCUAUGUCAGCGGAAGAUGUUGGGGUAUUUAGUCUAAAUACGAGUGUCCUAAAUGAAAUUGAGAACCAUUUGCUAGGAGACCAUCAAUUCGUAGGCUCUAAUGAAGGAGCAUUUUUCACAAGUGUGAAAUUGAUGUGUCCAUUGAUUGAGCCAUUGGAUGUCAAUCCAAUCAAUGCAUCAUUUGCGAAUCAGUUGGAUAUAGACUAUCAAAGCACAGAUAUACAAGUAAAUCAUGAUACAUUUGAGAAUCCAGUGCUGUUUGGCCUCUACUCAGAUCCUAUGAAUUCGUUAUCUCAUCAAGAUUCUAGUGAAAGCGUAAAGAUGGAAUCAACAAUGCCUUAUCAAUACUUGUUGCCCGUCGGUGAUUUUUCAACUCCAAAUGCAACAUAUAGCUGAUUUUAAGAUCUACAAAUGAAAGUUGAAAAUAGAGAAUUUGCUUUAUAGGGAUAAGUGUAAGUAUCUAGUGAUAAUCCCUUAUAUGUUCUACAUGUUUUUGGGCUUUCCAUCAUUUGGGAAUAGAACUGCUCUUUUCCUUUGGUUCAAACUAAUAGUUGGGAGGAGCUUCAAUCUGAUUGGGAUUAAUGUUUUGAUUAUGACUUUUUAAGUUCAAUAUAACUCUCUAUUCUUUUCG